Messenger RNA from Nicotiana attenuata, 696 nucleotides. RefSeq lists its product as uncharacterized. Bases 1 to 696 code for a protein of 231 amino acids. Gene Ontology annotation, molecular function: RNA-DNA hybrid ribonuclease activity; nucleic acid binding. The transcript has a single exon. Lineage: Eukaryota; Viridiplantae; Streptophyta; Magnoliopsida; Solanales; Solanaceae. The record is from RefSeq and is a predicted model, not a curated record.
AUGGAAUUCCACUUCAUGACCUCUCACAGUAACCCUAUUACUCAAAAAUUGACCAUUGACAUCAAAUGGCAUCCCCCUCAAAAGGGGUGGUACAAACUCAACGUUGAUGGUGCUCAUGAUAACCUCAAAAGUGGCAUAGGUGGAGUCUUCCGAAGUUGGAGGGGGAAGUGGAUUAUUGGCUUCCAAAAGAAAACCAAUGCCAUAUGUCCUCUACACGCUGAAUUACAGUCACUCCAGGAAGGCCUCAAAUUAGCUCACAGAUUCAUGCUGUUUCCAUUAGAAAUUGAAACAGAUUCAAUAGACGUCAUCAAAGCCAUUGAAAAUGGCCAUGCUACUCUAAAUAACGUAAUCUUUUUUUCCAGGUCAUUAAUGCUCCAGCUGAAGGACCUAGUACUGAGGCAUAACUUCAGAGAAGGCAAUAGGGUGGCGGAUGCACUAGCAAAAGAUGCAAAAAACGAGGACGACAGCAAAAAUAUGCAUGAAGAAGUUAAAGUAUUAGUGUCACCACCAGUUUUUGUAAAAAAAACGCUUGCAAAUGAUAUGAGUGGGGAUCCUAUUUUCUCUAAGAAUGUAUCUAGUAGUAUCUGUAAUAUGCUAUUUUGCCUAGGAAAUCAAAACAUUAUGAAGGAAGGGCCAUCUGAUCCUUCACUCUUCGCAUUAAGCGAAGAACAAUGUAAUAUGCCAAACGCAGCUUAG